Malania oleifera is the source of this 1433-nucleotide messenger RNA. Its product is annotated as chlorophyll(ide) b reductase NOL, chloroplastic. Lineage: Eukaryota; Viridiplantae; Streptophyta; Magnoliopsida; Santalales; Ximeniaceae. Gene Ontology annotation, molecular function: oxidoreductase activity. The coding region runs from base 153 to 1205 and encodes 350 amino acids. The record is from RefSeq and is a predicted model, not a curated record. The transcript is spliced from 13 exons.
ACAGUAUUAACAUUCUCAGGAAAUUCAAUGGCCUGGGCAUCGCAAUUUCUAGGAAUUAAAAUGCCCCGCGAACCAAAAGCCACUCGCCACAUGGAACACUGUUCUAUCCGUUAAGCUUCUUCUUGUGCCCGUCAGCUGGUCAGUUGUCUUCAAUGGCGAUCGCUGCCGCUUCAUUUCUCCACUGCCCUUCGCCGUCACUCUCUUCCUUCUUCUUCUCCGAACGCAGCGGGGCUUUUCCAUCUCCGCUUAAUCGGCCUCGCGUUCCUCGUCCUCCAGACGGCCGUUGGGGUUUUUCGACCCCCAUUGUAUCCCGCCGAAACCCUCUGCAUCCUUCCUCUGGUAAUGGGAUAAGAGCUGAAGCUUCGUCCGCCGGAGAGCCUAUGGUGCCUCCUUACAACGUUUUGAUUACCGGUUCAACCAAGGGAAUUGGAUAUGCUCUAGCUAAAGAGUUUCUAAGAGCAGGUGACAAUGUCAUAAUUUGCUCAAGAUCUGCUGAACGAGUUGAGUCUGCUCUCCAUAAUUUAAGAGGGGAAUUUGGGGAACACUGUGUGUGGGGUACUAAAUGUGAUGUUAGGGUUGGGAAGGAUGUGAAAGACUUAGUGGCUUUUGCACAACAAAAUUUUAAGUACAUUGACAUAUGGAUUAAUAAUGCAGGAUCAAACGCAUACAGCUAUAAACCACUGGCAGAAGCUUCAGACGAAGAUCUUAUUGAAGUUGUAUCUACGAACACACUUGGUUUGAUGAUCUGUUGUCGAGAGGCAAUAAAGAUGAUGUUGAAGCAACCUCGGGGGGGUCAUAUUUUCAACAUUGAUGGUGCUGGUUCAGAUGGGAGGCCUACCCCCAGAUUUGCUGCAUAUGGGGCAACUAAGCGGAGUGUGAUUCAUUUAACAAAAUCAUUGCAGGCAGAACUGCAGAUGCAAGAUGUUAAAAAUGUUGUCAUGCAUAAUUUGUCGCCCGGAAUGGUCACAACUGAUCUUCUCAUGUCUGGUGCAAAUACAAAGCAGGCGAAGUUUUUCAUUAAUGUGCUGGCAGAACCAGCAGAAGUGGUUGCUGAAUACCUUGUUCCGAACAUCAGAUCAAUCCCUGCCAAUGGAUCAACAAAGCCCACUAACAUUCGUUUCCUCACUGGGUUGAAAGCCUACUCCCAGAUAUUCUCAAGAUUUGCAUUCGGAGCUAGAAGAAACAGAUAUCUUCUUGAAGAGUGAGAACUAUUGAGGCUGAAAUGUUGCAUGCUUUAAUUAAAAAAAAACUAUUCAUGUAAAAAUGUCAGUCUUCUCAUUGUGUUGUUAUUUUCCUUAUUUUAUGUAUUGUAUUUUUUAGGAAAAAGAAAAGAUGAAUUUCUUUUGAACAUAUGUUGAUUUGUGUUUGUUGAGCCCGUUGGGUUGGUUACCCUUAUACCUAACUUAACAGUGAUAUUUUUUGUUGAGGCAUCA